Messenger RNA from Stegastes partitus (bicolor damselfish), 4091 nucleotides. RefSeq names its product ddb1 and cul4 associated factor 5 (gene dcaf5). Bases 974 to 3361 code for a protein of 795 amino acids. The record is from RefSeq and is a predicted model, not a curated record. Gene Ontology annotation, cellular component: cytoplasm; Cul4-RING E3 ubiquitin ligase complex. NCBI's taxonomy places the organism in Eukaryota, Metazoa, Chordata, Actinopteri, Pomacentridae. Gene Ontology annotation, molecular function: protein binding. Gene Ontology annotation, biological process: negative regulation of fatty acid biosynthetic process. The transcript has 9 exons.
CCCAGCUUUCAUAUUCACAUCAGUCAGGUCAGUCUCCAUAAUUAUUAAUAUGACACGGUCUUAUUCAUGAUAUUUUGUUUUUUAUUUAAAAAAAAACAAAAAAAACCCUUUACAUUGUAAAAACAAUCUCAAAGUGCUAAAACUGGAACUAAAAACCAAAAUAACAUUUAAAUUAGUCACAUAAAUGAGUAUUUUAUUACAUAUUGUAGGGUUUUAAGCUUACUAUUGAAGUUACUUUGGUAAAUUCCACUUAAUAUUUAUAUGCUGCAUAUAAAUUUGCAUAACUUUUAAUAUUGUGUCGUAAUAUUUAAAUUAUAUAGGUAAAUUUGUAUUAUAGACAUUAUUCUAGGGUCUUAACUGUACUUUUAAAUUUACAUAGGUAAAUUAACAUAACAAAUGCUUUAACUUUUUAAUUUUUUUAAAAUUAUUUUUUAUUUUAGAAGUGCUGUAUAAAUAAAGGUAUUAGUGCUAUCUCAUUCAUAAUACUUUCCAACCAGUAAAAGAACCACAUUUUCACUUGGAAUAUUUUGUUCUUAUUAUUGCAUGAAUGCCAUCAUGAAUAAAUGAAUAAAUGAAUAAAUGAAUGGACACAGCAGAGCUCAGCUUCACCUCACAGCUCUGAUCUGACUCAGGAGACGCUGAAACGUGAGUCCGCUUGUUGGGAAUUAAAGGAGCGGAGUCCCGCCGGUGAUGCGGUUUGACAGACAGGGGGAGAGAGAGAGAUCCUCCGCCGGAGCAGGAAGCUGCUGCUGCUGCUGCUGCUGGGACCGACCAGGAGACACCGGAGCCUCGAACCAGCGACGACAUCAGCGGGCAGCAGCGGGCAGCGGGCAGGCAGGCAGGCAGCGGGCUGGGUUCCCCUCCAUAAUGUAGACCCGACACGCCGCCACAUCCAGCCUACGACUCCAGCACAUGUCCGGGGCGCGGCGCUGAACACAAAAAGCCGAGCUGGGAGCGUUUUUGCACGGUGAAAAUGAAGGAGCUGAAGGGCUGCGGUAUGCGCUCCUCGCUGGGCUUUCUGUCCCGCAGAGAGCUCACCGGGCAGCCGCUCAUGAAGGAGGAAUUCCAGCGACGCAGGCUGGCGGGCUGCACCAGCCUCUACAAGAAGGACAUGCUCGGACAUUUCGGCUGUGUCAACGCCAUCGAGUUCUCCAACAACGGCGGAGAAUGGCUGGUGUCUGGAGGAGACGACCGGCGGGUGCUUCUGUGGCACAUGGAGAAAGCCAUCCACGCUCGGUCCAAGCCGGUGAAACUGAAGGGCGAGCACCUCUCCAACAUCUUCUGCCUGGCCUUCGACAGCACCAACAAGAAGGUCUUCUCUGGAGGAAACGACGAGCAGGUGAUUCUUCACGACGUGGAGAGGAGGGAAACUCUGAACGUGUUCCUGCAUAUCGACGCCGUGUACAGCCUCUCCGUCAGCCCGGUUAACGACAAUGUGUUCGCCAGCUCAUCCGACGACGGCCGAGUUCUGAUCUGGGACACUCGCGAGCCGCCGCACGGAGAGCCCUUCUGCCUGGCCAGCUACCCGUCAGCCUUCCACAGCGUGAUGUUCAACCCUGUGGAGCCCAGGUUGCUCGCUACAGCCAACUCCAAGGAAGGUGUCGGACUGUGGGACAUCCGCAAGCCACGCAGCUCUCUGCUUCGCUACGGCGGCAGCAUGUCCCUGCAGAGCGCCAUGAGCGUUCGCUUCAACAGCACCGGCACGCAGCUGCUGGCUCUGCGGCGCCGCCUGCCGCCCGUCCUCUACGAGCUGCACUCACGCCUGCCCAGCUUCCAGUUCGACAACCAGGGAUACUUCAACUCCUGCACCAUGAAGAGCUGCUGCUUCGCCGGAGACAAGGAUCAGUACAUCUUGUCCGGGUCGGACGACUUCAAUCUCUACAUGUGGAAAAUCCCGAAGGAUCCAGAAGCAGGAGGCCCCGGUCGGGUGGUGAACGGGGCGUUCAUGGUCCUGAAGGGUCACCGAUCCAUCGUGAACCAGGUCCGCUUCAACCCUCACACCUACAUGAUCUGCUCCUCCGGCGUCGAGAAAGUCAUCAAGGUGUGGAGUCCCUACCAGCAGCCCGACAGUCUGGGUGAUCUGGAGGGUCGUGUGGAGGAUAAGUCCCGCAGCCUCUACACUCACGAGGAAUACAUCAGCCUGGUGCUCAACAGCGGCAGCGGUUUGUCCCACGACUACGUCAGCCAGUCCAUCCAGGAGGACCCCCGCAUGAUGGCCUUCUUCGACUCUCUGGUGCGUCGGGAGAUCGAGGGCUGGAGCUCGGACUCUGACAGCGACCUGAGCGAGGAGGCCAUCAUGCAGCUCCACGCUCGCGUCCGUCGCUCCACCCGAGCAACGCCAGUGGCUCCCAGCGCUGCAGCCACUGCAGUCGGCCACCACAGCGACUCUGAUAACUCGUCCUCCUCCUCCCUGGCCGGACCCGACGCCUCCGGAGGGGAAGAGCCGGCCGGAGAGGACGGCGAGGAGCGUCCCAGGAGACGCAGCAGACAUCAGCGCCAUCAGUCUGGCUUCCUCGUGAACGAGGACUCGGACUCUAGUGAAUUUUGGCUGGACCCGAUGCCCCGACCUCGAUCCCCGAGCCCCAGGGACAACUCCACGCUCUCCAGCCCCACCUCCUCUCCCUCGCUUCCGGCCGGAGCCUCAAGCUCCUCCACGUCCACCUCCAGCUCCAGCAGUGACGACGAGGAGCGACGCAGCGCCGUGAGGCGGCGCAACGUCAUGAGGCGCCGACGCAUGCACGUGGUCUCCAGAGCCGGGGACCGACCCGAGUCCGUUCAGGCUCUGUUCUCGGCCAUCGACUCCUGCAGCUACCCCUCGAUCUCGAUCGAUGACCUGUCUUCCUCCUCGUCAGGCGAGGAGCAAAACUCCCUCCAGAUCAAGCCUUGUGUCACAGAGGAGGAGAAAUGCCUGAGCCCUUCUGACUUUGUGUGUCCGAGCCCAGUAAUGUCCCCCGAGAGCCAAGAGAAUGAGGACGGGAGCGACAGGACUGAGCUGGAAAGACUUGGAGCUGCGUCUCCUGGGUGUCUGGAUGCAGGCAGGACUGGAGGCAGGGCUACUGCAGAGCCGGCUGUAGACAGCUGCGACAGCGGGGAGGCGUGUAGCAGCUCAGCGGCUGCAGACGUGAGCUCCCAGAGCAGGCGUAGCCCCGGAGUGAACGGUCAUCACCGGACUGUGGCGGCGUCCGGCGCAUACAUGAGCGAGAACCCAAACGUGUCCUCAGAGUCAGAGGACGAGACUGGAGUUACCCCUGAAGACAGCAGGCCUCAGAGGGAGAAAGCUGCAGCUCUGAAACGAACUCAUGUGGGAUCAGACGAGGGCGAGUCGGGCGUCUCACCCUCGGAAAAAAAGCUAAAGACAUAAUCGCACCUCGUUCUCGCCCCGGAGAGAAACCAUUUGUUAACAGACUUCAUUUAGGAAGUGGGUUUUCUAAGGGUUUGUACAACUCAGCUUCUUUCUUUUGUCUCGUCGUCAUGUGACCAUGGACUCACGCUGCUUAUGAGCAGGAGACUAAAAAACAAAGUGUGUAAAAUUUUCUGUUUGAGAACAAACGAAUCGGACAGCGUCAUCAUUCUUUAGGUCGAACCACAGAUGACAUUAAUAAAUAUAAAAACAUAAGCUAAAUUUCGUCGAUAACGGUGGUAUUGAGUGAGACGCAGUUAUUUUCCUGCUGCAUCAGCGUUUCUUCCUCCUUCUGCUCCGGUUGUUGCAGAAAAGCUCCACCCAGGAUUUGGAGCUCCUCCAACCACAACAACAAUAACAAAAAAAAAAAAGGCUUUUAGGUAGGACAAAAGCUCUGCAGCAUUUUAAUUUCUAUGGUUUCACACUGAGCGUAAAUCUGAUUGGGCUUAUUGUCAUUUUUAAGUGAUUCUCAGCUGAGGCUGCUUCAGGGUGCCUGAAGAACUGACUGCCGCCACAGACAUCCUGAGGAGCGCCAUUUGUAUAAGCUGUGGAUUGAAAUUAUGCUUUCUGUGUCGACUGUUUUUUUUGUUUUUUUUGUUUUUUUUGGUCUCAUUAUCCAGCCCCUGGGUAUCAUUACAAACCGGCUCGCUUUUGUUUUCUUGCAAUUAAAGAAUAAUUUGUUCUCCAGUGA